Lobosporangium transversale is the source of this 1875-nucleotide messenger RNA. RefSeq lists its product as hypothetical. Lineage: Eukaryota; Fungi; Mortierellomycota; Mortierellomycetes; Mortierellales; Mortierellaceae. Bases 1 to 1875 code for a protein of 624 amino acids. Gene Ontology annotation, biological process: SCF-dependent proteasomal ubiquitin-dependent protein catabolic process. Gene Ontology annotation, cellular component: SCF ubiquitin ligase complex. The record is from RefSeq and is a predicted model, not a curated record. The transcript has a single exon.
AUGUCAUCGCCUUUAUCGUCGUCGCCCUCUACAGGAUCAACAACGAAUUCAUCUGCUUGUAACCGCGUCUUCGCUAUUCCCAAUAUUGUCGAAUGUAUUAGUUGUUCACUCGAAUCCAAAACCAUCACUAUCGCGGCACGUGUCUGCCAGGCCUGGUAUACUGCUUGGUUGCCAAUUAUCUGGCACACAAUCGAUUGCGGCAAGCAAUGGGAGGAUAACUUUACCCAGACAUUGGUUCGACAUGGCGAAUUGGUUCGCAUACUUCGUUGCUCACGUGGUGAUGAUAUUCGUCUUUUGGUCUCGGAUCCUAGUCCCAGCUGCAGGAACCUAAUCACUCUGGUCUUGCCAAAGACCACAGUCAUAAACCAGUCGGACCAUGUGAAACUCAUUCAACAGAAUCCAAACCUGCGCAACCUAUCAUUGGCAUUUCGUGAUGAUCCCUCGAUUGAUUACAGCAAUCUCAUCCAUGCUGUCGGCGAUCAUCGCAUGCUACGACGAUUGACCUUUGAUGACGAAAACAAGACUUUGCAAGUGGAGAUGCUGGAGACCAUAUUGGAACGCAGCACAUCCCUGAGAGAGCUAUACUUUAGGCGCAUCGGCUUUUUUCUCAAUCACCCGAUCGGCUAUGCGUAUGCCUCUGCUUCAAAGUUACUGGCGGCCUCCAAGACCGAGGAACAGGCCGUGUCCGAGCAAGAGGAGAAGAAGUUCCCGAGAAUCACGAGCCUCUGCAUGGAUGAUGUCGCGUGCUCACAAGAUCUUAUUCUAAAUCUUGCCAGCCGUUUUCCGAGCCUCGAACGAUUGUCCCUCCACUUGAAUGCAGAGUUGUAUUUUACUGAAGACUUUCCAUCUCGACUGGCGCAGCGGAGUCCUCAUAUCAAAUACCUAGAUGUCUCCAAGACAGAGGACAUGGAGGAUUCAACCAUCGCAGCUUUAGUCAGGUGUUUCCCGGGACUUCAAACCCUCAUAGCAAGUCAAACAGGGUUUGGCGAUAUGAGUUUAAACGCCUUGGUUGAGUGCUGUCCUAAUUUGGAAGAGUUGGAUGCCAGGGAUGCCUAUGGCCUUGAAUCUGAGAGCAUUCAGAGAUUGCUGAAGAAAUGCCAGGCCUUGAAGUCAUUGAAUGCUUGGGACACAUCCGUUAAUGUGCCCAAGAUGAUCAUGGAGGCAUAUAGAUCACAAUCGAUGACGGAGGAGGGUCAUCCUGCUCUACCUUCUACAUCUACUUCUUCAGGGGUUGCUAUUCCUGGACUUUGGGCUUGUCAUGGAUUGGAGUCUUUGACACUGAACUUCUGCUAUGAUCGACCGUCGCUGACGAAUCAAGAACAAAGAAUGAUCCCUCCUGCGAGUGCACGCCGAUACUUACUUGAACAGCUUUCAAGGUUGACCAAGUUGCGGAACUUGAGUAUCAGGACGACCUAUUUCGACGACUACGGCAACAAUGAUGAGGAUGAUGAGGAUGAUGAUGAUGCUGACACUCCAGAAGAGGCGAAGGGUAGCGAGCACAUGCUACAGAGGAUCCAGAAAGACAUGUCUCUGCUUGCGGUGGACAAUCUGAACUCGACUGAAAGUAGCAAGGAAGGAAAAGAAGAAGAUACUGAUGAUUCGGAGCUAUUCAAUAUUACGUUUUCGAUGUCUUCAGGUCUGGCAAUACUGAGUCCAUUGAAGCAGCUUCAAUCGUUAAUUUUGGCUGGUGUCCAUCAUGCAGUAGGGCUGGAUGAGAUCCAAUGGAUGUGUCAGCACUGGCCUAGACUGGCUCGCAUUGAGGGGCUUUAUUGGGAUGAGGAUUGGGAUGAGGAUAAGCUUGUCCUGUCUUGGCUACAGGAAAAUAGGCCUGGAUUUAUCCUUACUGAAGGAGACGAUGAAGAGGACGAUAGUUAA